AUGCGGUCAUUUACACCUCUGGUUUUGAGCCUCCUCGGAGCUGUCGCAGCUGUCUCCGCUGCCGAACCUGCUGACGCUGCCGACUCCAAUGUCAUUACCUUGACCAAGGAUACCUUUGACGAUUUCGUCAAAGAGCACCCGCUCGUUCUCGCUGAGUUCUACGCCCCAUGGUGUGGUCACUGUAAGGGUUUGGCGCCCAAAUACGAGGAGGCCGCGACGGAGUUGAAGAGCAAGAACAUUCCCUUGGUUAAAGUGGACUGCACCGUCGAGGAGGACCUCUGCCGGAGUUACGAGGUUGAUGGAUACCCGACUUUGAAGGUCUUCCGUGGCGCCGAAUCGCACAAGCCAUAUGGAGGCGCCCGCCAAACUGAAUCGAUUGUCUCUUACAUGACCAAGCAAUCGAUGCCCGCCGUUUCUAGCGUGACUGAGGAGAAUCUGGAGGAUUUCAAGACCAUGGAUAAAAUCGUCAUCGUCGGCUAUGUGGCCUCCGAUGACAAGACCGCUAACAAAAGCUUCACCGCGCUUGCUGAGGCCCAAAGAGACACUUACCUGUUCGGUGCCUCAAAUGACGUUUCUCUCGCCAAAUCGGAGGGCGUGAAGCAGCCUUCUGUUGUCCUUUACAAGGACUUCGAUGAGAAGAAGGCCGUCUACGACGGUAAGCUUGAGGAGGAGGCCAUCCUCAAAUGGGUCAAGACCGCUAGCACUCCUCUGGUUGGCGAACUGGGCCCUGAGACCUAUUCUAAGUACAUGGCGGCUGGUAUUCCAUUGGCGUACAUCUUCGCUGAGACCGCUGAGGAGCGUGAGAAGUUCGCCGAAGAAUUCCGCCCCAUCGCCGAGAAGCACCGUGGAGCCAUCAACGUCGUCACCCUUGAUGCCAAGCUCUUCGGCGCCCACGCCAGCAACCUGAACCUUGAACCCGAGAAAUUCCCAGCCUUCGCUAUCCAGGAGACCACUAAGAACUCCAAGUUCCCCUAUGAUCAGUCCAAGAAGCUUGACGCCAAAGAGGUCGGCAAAUUCAUUCAGAACGUCUUGGACGGCAAGGUUGAGCCAAGCAUCAAGUCCGAGCCUAUCCCGGAGUCUCAGGAAGGCUCUGUCACCGUGGUUGUGGGCCGCAACUACCAGGAGGUUGUCAUUGACAACGAGAAGGAUGUCCUCGUCGAGUUCUAUGCUCCCUGGUGCGGACACUGCAAGGCUCUUGCUCCUAAGUACGAUGAGCUCGCCGCUCUGUACAGUGAUGUCGCGGACAAGGUCGUGGUUGCUAAGAUUGAUGCCACCGCCAACGAUGUUCCCGAUUCCAUCACUGGUUUCCCCACCAUCAAGCUCUUCCCCGCCGGCAAAAAGGACGAGCCUGUCGAGUACGCCGGCUCGCGCACUGUCGAGGACCUUGUCCAGUUCAUUAAGGAGAACGGCAAAUACGAGAUCGACGGCCUGGCUGAUGGUGCCAAGAAACCCGAGGAGGGCGCUGAUGUCACUGUCUCGGCCUCCAAGGUCGCUGAAACUCCUGCUCCUUCCGACGAGGCUCACGACGAGCUGUAA
Penicillium maclennaniae is the source of this 1536-nucleotide messenger RNA. RefSeq names its product protein disulfide isomerase PDI1 (gene pdiA). Lineage: Eukaryota; Fungi; Ascomycota; Eurotiomycetes; Eurotiales; Aspergillaceae. Gene Ontology annotation, cellular component: endoplasmic reticulum. The record is from RefSeq and is a predicted model, not a curated record. The transcript has 4 exons. Gene Ontology annotation, molecular function: protein disulfide isomerase activity. The coding region runs from base 1 to 1536 and encodes 511 amino acids. Gene Ontology annotation, biological process: protein folding; response to endoplasmic reticulum stress.